AUAUCUUUGCAGAAAUGCUGGUAGUUCUUCCUUGCACUUUGCGAAAUCCUUUUUAUUCGUGUAUUAUUUUAUUGCUAAGUGUAUUCUUGGUCAUCUGUAGGUAUACGGUUGGCAGCUUACGCUAAUGCUUCUUCCAAUUCUUCCUCGUAGCUUGAACAUGUUUUAUGUCUUUUCCAUAAGAUCAAGUCUCUGGUCUGCAAGAUGCAAGCUAUACUCUCUCUCGAGCAUAUAGCACAAAUCAGUUGAAGAAAUCUGCGUGGUAGAGACGUUGAGCCGAACUGUGAUGGUGCACAAUUUGCAGCUUCGACUCAGGUCUGCGUAAAACUAAGUUGAAGCACCGUGACCAUGCCAGAUCUACAAAUGACAAUGAAGCUUCAGCAUCCUCGCCGAAAGAGUUCCACAUGCUAUUUUAACCACUUUACGAGCGAAACGUCUGCACUUUGCAGUAAACAAACUCACAGCCACCUUAGUCGUCGAAGUCAGAAGAGUAAUGAUCUCAACAAGCUUCUGCACUUUGGAAGGACAGUUACAAAGAUAAGACAAAGUUGAGAAUCAGAGAAAUGUGUUGGCUUUCUAUCAAGAAACAGAUGCAUGCCCUACUGGAUGUUUCAUGC
Molecule: messenger RNA, 614 nt
Organism: Truncatella angustata
Lineage: Eukaryota; Fungi; Ascomycota; Sordariomycetes; Amphisphaeriales; Sporocadaceae
Exons: 1
Coding region: 346-549 (67 amino acids)
Source: RefSeq, a predicted model, not a curated record